This is a messenger RNA of Cercospora beticola, 1620 nucleotides long. Its product is annotated as bZIP transcription factor. Lineage: Eukaryota; Fungi; Ascomycota; Dothideomycetes; Mycosphaerellales; Mycosphaerellaceae. Gene Ontology annotation, biological process: regulation of DNA-templated transcription. Gene Ontology annotation, molecular function: DNA-binding transcription factor activity. The record is from RefSeq and is a predicted model, not a curated record.
GCCAGGUCGCUGUACUACGCCUUCCCCAUUGACGAGCGGCGCCAACAUCUGCAAUCCAUCGCGCCGCACCCCUGCCACUCUCAACUCUAACUGCUUCAGGCUCCUCAAAUCCUGCACGACACUGACGAUUGCUCGUCGCACCCUUGGUCGGCGCCUUACGGCUGAAGCGCUGCGUGAGGAACCGUGACGCGAGCCAGUCCGCCCGCCAUGGGGCUGCACAUCAACACAACUACUCCGCAUGUGCCUGUCCACAAUGAUUAUCGUCCAUGAUCUUGAUCUCCAACGCACCUCGCCCAAGUCCUGCUCCCAUUCUCAACACUGGCCCCUCCGCUGACCAAUACGCCUGCCUUUACGCCUCCGAGAACUGUGGUCAAGCUAUAUUACGAAUGGCUGAGCAUCGAGCGGACAGCGAGCCUCCCUGCGCAAGGCCGGAUGCCGUACAGCAGGAUCACGACGCCCUCGCCGACGACUGGUCGCACACAGCCGACCGCAAGGCCAAGAAACGCAUGCAGAAUCGAGUGGCCCAGCGCUCCUACAGACAACGCAUGAAGGCUCGCGUGGAAGAACUGCAAGCCAAAGUCGAACAGCUCGAGGGGACGAAACACAGUGUGCAAAAUAUGGACGCCAACGCCCACGUGUUAAGUCCAGACACGUUCAACACCAACGCUCUCUUCACCACCACGCGAGAUUCGCAACUUGGCUCCAGCUUCCACUCUGGUGCGCCCACUGCCAAUAUGGUGUCAAACACCCCACCCAGUGCGCCGCACGAUCAUCCCCAUGCAGUCCUGAGGCCGAUCACCAUGGAGGGCGCAUCUCAAGCCUCACACGGCUUAGCAACAUUCGCUCUCCUCAACAGCAAUGCUGUGCCAUCGACCAUGGCGCAAGACAUGUCAAACGACAUGUCCCUCCACAGUCUACAGAUGCAGUCAACGCCCUUUGGUGACCAGACUCCGUGCUUUGACUAUUUCAGAGACAUUCAUGGACAACAUACUCGGCAACCGCACUCCAUGGACGCUGUGACUUUCCAAGACGCUCAGCCGAUGACAUCGACUGCUGUGAGUUCAGCGAGCAGGCCCGGCUCUCCCCCAUCAGGCUCAUCUUUGACGCCUGAUUUUUUACCUUCAUUGUCUGGCAUCAACUCGCCAGAUGACUCCUACCGAUCAUCCAGCAUGGCGUCUGCGGAAAUCCCUCCCCAUUCAUCGCAUUUGAGCAGUGGUGCAUCGGUGGAGGAUCGCCUGAGAUACGUUGCCGAACAAGCCAAAGUUGCAGGUUUUCCGGACUUGGACAGCAUGAUUACAGCGUACUACACCGUCUUGGCUGGGGAUCCGUCUGCUGCGCUCGGAGAUAGUGAGGGCAGCGCCGCACGACGCUUGCCCCGUUUGAUCGCCACGUUACGACACGCGGUGCAGGAGUGGAGAGAUUGGGAGCGAAAAGGUUUCCCUUUGGAUUGAUCGGUUACACAAACAGCACUCGAGGAUCGGGGGCUUAGACCAACGAGGAGCACUGGAGUGACAUAUCAUGUGCUCAAGAAGUGCACACCAACAGGCGACACAUCUUCCGGAGGGAUGUGCUUACAGACACUCGGCAGCAUUGGUUAUUAAGCAGCACCAUACGCUGGCU